UUGAGGGCCUCUUUCUCUCUCUCUCUCUCUUUCUGAGAAACUUGAAUCUUCCUUACCUCGCUCCAGAGUCUUUCCCUCUCUAUGAAAAAGGGAGCCAUUGUGCCACAGUUAGCCUCUAGUCUUCACGCUUUUUAAUGGGAGCUCCAGUCUUAAAUCUCACUGACAACAAGGACAACUUUUGGCUUUUUCAAAAGGGAGGGGGUUAUUUUUAGGCCUAAGUCCAUAUUGUUAACCGCAACCCAAAACAUACCAGUGGGAAUUUGCUAUCCCAAAGGAUGUUAUUUCAGAAUGGAGGCAUUGCUAGAAAUAAUGCAAAAGCAAGGACAAGGCAGAGGACUGCUGACUUCAUGUGAGGCUGAACUACAGGAGUUAAUGAAGCAGAUAGAUAUCAUGGUGGCUCAUAAGAAAGCUGAAUGGGAAAGCCAAACUCAGGCACUGGAGUCUUUCUUGGAUAUCCGAGAGCAAGAAUUGUCAGCUGUCAGGAAUACAUUGGAAGAGAAACACAAAGAGAUUGAGAGGCUGUGCCAGAGACUUGAAGGGAUUGAACAACUGAAUCAUGAUAUAACUGUGGAGUAUGAACAGGAGUUAAGCAAAGUCCAAGAAGAGCUAGCCAGACUAAAGAGGAGUUAUGAGAAAUUGCUGAAGAAACAAUUGAAAGAAGCUAGGCAGACUUCCAAGAGCCAAGAAAAUGAUCAAUCUGAUGUAAGCAUGCUGACCAAGAAAUUAGAGGAGUUCCGCCAAAAAUCUCUAGAUUGGGAGACACAGCGUUUGCACUACCAACAGCAUGUGGCAUCGCUGGAAGCCCAGAGGAAGGCAUUGGCUGAGCAGUCUGAACUCUUUCAGACCCAGUUGUCCAGUCGGAAGGAAAUGCUGGAGUCUGUUGAACUAGCAAGCAAAUCUGAAAUCUAUCACUUAACCAGCAAACUGGAAAUAGCCAAUGAUACUAUCUGUGCCAAUGAACUGGAAAUGAAGCGACUGAAUAUGAGAGUAGAUGAUUUGACUGAUAAAAACAAGAAGAUUUUGGAAGAACAACAAAGACUCACAGAGGAAUUGAAAAUUUCCCAGCACUCACUGGAGGUUCUGCACAAUGAAAAGAUGGAACUCAGAGCCACUGUUUUGUCUCAGGAGGACUUCAUUAAUAGCUUGGAGGUUCAUAAUGAAGAGUUACAGCAGGAGAUACUCAGGUUAUCUGAAAAGCUACGAUCUAAAGAAGCUCUCCUCCGCAUGGGAUCUGCAAAAGCAAAGAGCAUCCAGUCAGAUGAACAAGUAAUGGAAAAGAACUGGGAACUACAGCUGGCUGAAGAGCGCCUCUACCAGGCCGACGUGGAAAUGAAAAAGCUAAAGGAGCAACUAUUACACAAGGAACGAAGUCAUAACUUUGAAUUGGAGGGCGUGAAGCAGGAGGUUACCCAGCUAGCAAGGGAACUGCAGCAGCGCGACAUCAGAAUCGCCUCAUCUAGUGGUUCUGCUUUGAGCUUGGAGCAACAGUUAAAAACAGAAAUAGAAAAAACAGAGCGGAAAGCAGUGGAGCACAGGGCUAUCCAUUCUCAGUUGGAGACGCUCAGACAAGAAAAUCAGCACCUCUCUGAAAUGCUGCAAAAGGUAAAAAACACCCCAGUAGCAGAACUCCAUGAAAGUUAUACCAAGGCCCUAAAUAAAGUGGAGUCUGAGAAGCAGCAACUACAGAAGGAACUAGCAGAAACUAGAGCUCUCUUGGAGACCUCAUCUCACAUCUCCCAAGACCAGUAUGAGAGUAUUGUGAAGGAGAUGCAGCAUCAGGUGACUGAGUUAAAGAAUAAAGACAGCAGAAAAAUUCAAGAGCUACAGUGCAAGCAUGAGGAAGAAGUAAGACUUCUCCAGGCUAGAUUUGAAAAGGUUGUUCAGCACUAUGCAGAGGAACUCCAGAAGAUGCAACAAUUGUCAGCCAAAGUCUCUCUUUCUAAUCCAGCCAUUGAACAGUCACCUCCUGUCAGCAGGAACCACUCUGUGGAAUCUCUAUCCUAUAGUCCCCUUCUGAGAUCGGAUGCCUUGUCACAUGAAAACAAGGAAUUUAUUUGCGCUCCAGCAAGCUACUGUGACGAAGAAUUUUUGCCUUUGAGCCCCCAUCAGAUUGCAAACCUUGGGGCCGUUGUUGCCAAGUUUUUCAAAGAAGAAGAAAAACGAACUUACCACAUUGUGGAAUGCAUAGAUGCACAUAUUGAGGAACUGAAAAGAGAGAGUGAAAGAACAGUGCAACAGUUUGUGCACCAAAAAUGACAUUGCUUCAGUUUCCAUGGAUUGGAAAAUUUGCUUAAUUUAAGAUGUUUUAGGCAAAGGGCACAAGCUGGUUAUCAUCCAGGGAGCCCCGAAGAAUUCAGUAGGGGGCUUCCUCUUUCUUUGUCCUAAGUUUUCGAUGACCAUGAAAUUAUGAUAAUGAUGCUUGAGGCAAAACAUGGCAGCAAUUGCACUACUACAGAAAGCCUUAUUUGCCUUAAAUGUGUCCUGGAGUCCUUGAGUAUGCAGUGACCUUCAAAUGGGAAUGAUGUAGACAGCUCUAUCAAGAAGAAUGUAAAGUUUAUUUUAUGAAUAUAUGUAAAGAAAUAAAAUGAGAAAUAUA
Anolis carolinensis (green anole) is the source of this 2596-nucleotide messenger RNA. RefSeq names its product centrosomal protein 63 (gene cep63). Gene Ontology annotation, cellular component: centriole. Lineage: Eukaryota; Metazoa; Chordata; Lepidosauria; Squamata; Anolidae. Gene Ontology annotation, biological process: centriole replication; de novo centriole assembly involved in multi-ciliated epithelial cell differentiation. Bases 289 to 2256 code for a protein of 655 amino acids. The record is from RefSeq and is a predicted model, not a curated record. The transcript has 14 exons.